CUCACACGGGGAUACUGAAGUUGCUUAGAUACCGCGAGACUCGGCGACCGAGCGACUCGUCAUGUAGAUAGGCAUGGCGUCACUCAGACGGCGAUACUGGAGUGGCGGAGACUGGAAGUCGUAAGCAACGUAAAUCCCGGCGACUCAGCAUGCUGGUCUCCACGCUACUCCAGUAGCCUACGCGGCGCGAUACUGUAUUGUAGCGAACAAUGGGCGAGCAGGCGUUUAAUAUCAAAUUUGUAAACGAAGUUGAGAAACACCCAGAACUCUAUAACUACAAGUUGAAAGGGUAUUCAAAAAAGGAUGUGACUGACAAAGCAUGGAAUGAUGUCGCAAAAGAAGUGCAACUCACAGUUAACGAAUGCAAAGAAAAAUGGAAAAAUCUCCGUUCAGUUUUUGUCCGUCACAUAAAGCCACCUCCAAGUGGUUCAAGUUCCAAAAAUAAGAAACCAUAUUAUCUAUCGGAGGCAAUGAAAUUUACCCUACCAUUCAUAAAAACGCUUGGUACACCAUCGGGGAAUUUGCCAGAAGUCAUCAAUGAACAAAACCUGGAACACAGUUCAUCUGACCCAACACAAAAUACGGAAGACGUUGCGGCUGAAGAGGAGGAAUAUAUCUCAGAUAACGCAAUACUAACUACAACACCACAACUUUCCCUUCCUUCACCUAUGCUGCCAAAUACUGACUUCUCGCAAGAACAUGCUCAUCAUUCCCAACAAAUGACUCAUGAUCCCUUUUCCAACCCAAAAGAUAAUUUAUCAAAGCGUAAAAAGCAAACAGUGACGGAAGUGGACAAGUCCUUUAUGGAAUACAUGAAUGCAAAGAAAAGGAAACUUGAAUCGAAUUCAAACGAUGAUAGGCAAGUAAAAAAGUCGUUUCUUCUAAGCCUUUUACCAGAAAUCGAACCUUUGACAGAUGCACAAAUGAAAUCAUUCCGACGUAGGGUUCUGCAGCUUAUUGAUGACAUCACGAAUCCAAAAGACAUGCACCAACACGUACCAGCUUACCAACAGACCCCAACUUACUCCUACAGUGUUUCCACGCAUUCAUCGUUGGCUACAGAUAAUGCUUCAAUUUGUUCGUCGCCUGGAAAUCAAACUAUUCCACAGAAAGUACAAGAUACUGAAACGCAACAGUAUUUUGAAGUCAUCCAAGAGACUUUACAAUAUGAGCAGGAACAUAAUGUGAUGUGAUGUUUUGUUGGGUGUGUAAACAUAUAACUUUGGUGUACGUGUUUUUAUCUCUAUUAUGUUGUUUAUUUUUGUGUUUACAGUCAUGAUUUGAAUGUUUGUGUAAUGGGUAUUCUUUAAAUAGUUUAUAUAUAUACAUUUUUUCUUUUGCAGUACAUUAUUUGAAUGUGUAUUUCUUAGGUAUAUUUGAAUUAAACAUUGGAAUGAAUUUAUGCAUAAGAUAUGUUUAUAC
Messenger RNA from Bacillus rossius redtenbacheri, 1422 nucleotides. RefSeq lists its product as uncharacterized. The coding region runs from base 210 to 1193 and encodes 327 amino acids. Lineage: Eukaryota; Metazoa; Arthropoda; Insecta; Phasmatodea; Bacillidae. The record is from RefSeq and is a predicted model, not a curated record. Gene Ontology annotation, molecular function: DNA binding. The transcript is spliced from 2 exons. Gene Ontology annotation, biological process: regulation of transcription by RNA polymerase II. Gene Ontology annotation, cellular component: nucleus; transcription regulator complex.